Plasmodium gonderi is the source of this 2793-nucleotide messenger RNA. Its product is annotated as AP-1 complex subunit beta. The transcript has 8 exons. Gene Ontology annotation, biological process: intracellular protein transport; vesicle-mediated transport. The record is from RefSeq and is a predicted model, not a curated record. The coding region runs from base 1 to 2793 and encodes 930 amino acids. Gene Ontology annotation, cellular component: clathrin adaptor complex; membrane coat. Lineage: Eukaryota; Apicomplexa; Aconoidasida; Haemosporida; Plasmodiidae. Gene Ontology annotation, molecular function: clathrin binding.
AUGUCAGACCUGCGGUAUUUCCAGACAACAAAGAAGGGGGAGAUUCAUGAGCUAAAGGAGGAACUACACUCUUCUCAUAAGGAAAAAAAAAAGGAAGCCAUUAAAAAAAUAAUUGCUGCUAUGACGGUUGGAAAAGAUGUCUCUACACUAUUCUCAGAUGUUGUAAACUGCAUGCAGACAUCUAAUAUAGAAUUAAAGAAACUCGUUUAUUUGUACGUAAUAAAUUACGCAAAGGCGCAACCAGAAUUAGCCAUUUUAGCAGUGAAUACAUUUCGAAAAGAUUCAUCAGAUCCAAAUCCAUUAAUCAGGGCAUUGGCUAUAAGGACCAUGGGAUGCAUCAGAUUAGAACAAAUAACAGAAUAUCUAAUUGAGCCUUUGAGGAGGUGCUUAAAGGAUGAAGAUCCAUAUGUGCGAAAAACAGCUGUCAUUUGUAUUGCCAAAUUGUAUGACAUAUCUCCAAAGUUAGUGGAAGAAGAAGGUUUUAUAGAAACUCUUUUAAAUAUAUUAGAUGAUAACAAUGCUAUGGUAGUGGCAAAUGCUAUAAUUUCCUUAACUGAUAUAUGUGAAAAUUCUAAUAAAAGUAUUCUAAGAGAUGUCAUCAAUAAAGAUGAAAAUAAUGUGAAUAAACUUCUAAAUGCAAUUAACGAAUGUGUGGAAUGGGGCCAAGUAUUCAUUUUAGAUGCUUUGGUUUUGUAUGAACCAAAGACUAGUAAAGAUGCAGAGAGAGUUCUAGAAAGAAUAUUACCCAGAUUAUCUCAUGCUAAUUCAGCAGUUGUUCUUUCAUCUAUUAAGGUUAUUUUAAGCCUAUUAGAUAAGAUUAGCGAUAAAGAAUUUAUUAAAACUGUUCAUAAAAAAUUGAGCCCAUCGCUAGUUACUCUCUUGUCAGCUGAGCCGGAAAUACAAUACAUAGCAUUAAGAAAUAUUAAUUUGAUAACUCAGAAAUUACCGAACAUGCUAGCAGAUAAAAUUAAUAUGUUUUUUUGCAAAUAUAACGAACCUGCAUAUGUAAAAAUGGAAAAGUUAGAUAUAAUUAUUCGCCUCGUUUCAGAUAAAAAUGUAGAUCUUGUUUUGUAUGAAUUGAAAGAAUAUUCAACAGAAGUAGAUGUAGAAUUUGUAAAAAAAAGCGUAAGAGCUAUUGGUAGUUGUGCUAUAAAGCUACCACAAUCUAGUGAAAAAUGUAUAAAUAUUUUACUAGAUUUAAUAGAUACCAAAAUUAAUUACGUUAUUCAAGAAUGCAUAGUAGUUAUUAAAGAUAUCUUUCGUAAAUACCCAAAUAAAUAUGAAAGUAUUAUUACAAUACUGUGUGAAAAUUUAGAAUCGCUAGAUGAAUCAAAUGCGAAAGCGGCUCUUAUAUGGAUCAUUGGUGAAUAUGUAGAAAGAAUAGAAAAUGCAGAUGAAUUGAUAGAUUCAUUUUUAGAAAACUUUACAGAUGAACCAUAUAAUGUACAAUUACAAAUACUAACAGCUAGCGUGAAAUUAUUUUUAAAAUGCUCAAAAAAUACUAAAGAUAUUAUAACGAAAGUCUUAAAAUUAUCAACAGAAGAAAGUGAUAACCCUGAUCUAAGGGAUCGAGCAUUUAUUUAUUGGAGAUUAUUAUCCAAAAAUAUAGAAAUUGCUAAAAAAAUAGUUUUAGCUGAAAAACCACCAAUCCAAGAAGAAAAUAAAAUUACAGAUAUGAAAGUUUUAAAUAAACUAAUCAAAAAUAUAUCCAUGCUUUCAUCUGUUUAUCAUAAACUACCAGAAACAUUUAUUUCCAAAAAAUCAAGUUAUAUAUUCCAUAGUGAUCAAGACGACGAUGACAACAAUAUUGAUAAUAUGGAUGAUUAUAAUGUUGUUAAAAUUAAGAAACAAAUGGAAAGACAAAAAUAUGAAAGCUAUUCUAGUGAUAAUAGAAAAUCAAAUCAAUCAAGAUCAUCCAGCGAAUCUUCUAACAAUUCAUCUGAUGAUGCCAAUGAUGAUAAAGAUGAUGAAGAUGAUGAUGAUAGUAAAAAGUCCAUGGAUUUAAUUGGACUAAAUGAUGAUGAACCAACAAACACAAAACAUAAGAGAACUGCACCUGCACCACCGGUUAAAUUAGUUCAAGUUCUAUCUCCCGAAGAUACAGGUCUAAAGGGACAAACCGGAUUAUCUAUUCUAUCUUCAAUAAAUCGUAUAGAGGGAAAAAUUCAGCUAAAAAUUGCGGUGACGAAUCAGACACCAAACCCUGUUGUUAUAUCGGGAGUGCAGAUAAACAAGAAUUCAUUUGGUCUAUCUUCGCCGAACAAUUUGGAUAUUCAGAAUGUUUCCUUUGGAGAGACCAAAGAAAUAUUAAUAUUGCUCGUCCCAAAUAUGCUAAAUUCGAACACUCCUCCAUCUACUCCAUUAUUUUUACAAGUUGCCAUAAGAACGAGCAUAGAUAUUUUUUACUUUAAUGUUCCAUACGAUAUUUUCAUCGUUUUCGUUGAAAAUUUUAAUAUGGAAAAAGAUAUUUUCAAGAAAAAAUGGCAGCUUAUAGAGGAUUCAAAGGAGAGCAUACUAAUGGCUUCAAGUCCAAUGGUUAUAACUUCUGACAUACUUAUAAAGAGAAUGAAAAUUUUCAAUAUUUCGCUGAUAGCUCGAAGGAAUGUAAAUAACGUGGAAUUGUAUUAUUUCGCCUGCUUAACGACAAACAAUCUCGUUAUACUUAGCGAAGUGACCAUUCAUCCAGAAAAAAAAGGUGUCAAGUUAUGUGUCAGGACAGAUUCAACAUCAGUGAUACCCUUGUAUAAGCUUCUCUUUGUUAAGGCAUUUUCGCUAAGUGUAACUCAGACAUGA